CAGAAAGCAGAAAGCAUACAAAUGGCCAAUGGCGUGUAUAUUUUAUUCAUUUAAAUUAUAUUUCUGCCGGAAUAUAUUAUUAGUGGAGUGUUAAAGUGCCAGAUAUCAUUAAAAUUCUAUUAAAAAUAUAAUAAUAGAUCGUUUGUGUUAAUUACCGUCUUCACAAAAAACUUUACUUACCUAAUUAAUCAAGUUUGAAGUUUUCAUUUUUAAUAAUGAAUACAAAAUAUUUGAUAAAUAGUUUGUGCUUUUAAGCGGUUACAUAUUUAGAAUUAUUGUAGGAAUUAGCUAUGUAUAACAACAAUCAAAUUCCACAGUAUACCAAUACAGGGUACCAAAAUACAUACAACCAGUAUCCUGAAAACUAUCCACAACACAAUAAUAAUUAUGGAUAUCAAAAUUAUGGCAGUUAUGAGAAUCAGAUGUCACAGCUUCCACCACCAACUCGAGCUUUGGUUCAAGUGCCGUCGGUACCUCAAGCACAAAUUUCUACCCAUGGAAACUUACACACCGAUGACUGGAGUAGAAGCAACUACCAUGAUAACAAAACUGGCGGUUUGGUGGAAGAAAGUCAGCAACCCAACAGUCAAAUAAUCAGACAACGUGAGGACUACGUGAAAAAAGCUUCGGUGCUUAAAAAUGAGCUCGAUCAGUUGCAGAAACAGCAACAGGACAUGUAUGAAAAACCACAUAAACAUCAAGAGUUUGAAACUAUUUUGCUUCAGAAUUCCAAGUUACAGGACGAAGUUCAAGGCAAGCUCAAGGCCAUACAAAAUGUUAUUCAGAUGUUGUCAGAUAUCAUAAAAGACGGUAAAACUCUGAACGACCUCGAAUCUGAGCUGUCGAACAACAGUAAACCUCAACCUGUAACUCAAACGAUAGUGCCGUCAAGUAGAUACUCGGAAAGUAAUGCAUCUACAGUCACGACAUCUGAAUCAUUGGUAGUCGAUAAAUAUUCAGACGAGAAGAUUUGUUACACACACUACGACACUGGUUUGCAUUGGUGUCGAACGUGUGACGAAUUUCCACAAACGGCUAAAGACUUUUUGCUGCAUCUGCAAGAUAAUAAACACCAACAGAGGAAGAAACUCGAUAAGGUGGACAGUACGCCUUGGCAUAAGCUUCCGCCUGAACCGUUGCUGCCAUCUGAUGAAAAUGCGCCAAAGAAACGUAUCCCUAUCAAAGGUCUGCAAUUCUUCGUAGCAGCCCCGUCGUGGUACUGCCGAUUGUGCGAUGUUUGGAUCGGAGAUCUGCAUUGUGCUUCUCAUCAUUUAAAAUCAAAAGUCCAUCAUCAAAACUUUGAGAUAUUCACGACUCAGAACCCACAUUGGGAAAUGGAGUGGCUGAAAGAUCGGGAAAAGUCCAUGACCAGAAAAAGAGACGAAGCUUCUUCUUCUGAUUCCGACGAUUCAGAUUCUGACCGAAAACACAAAAAGAAAUCCAGCGAAAGCUCAUCAGCCAAAGAUAAAAAGAAGAAAAAGAAGUCGAAGAAGAAGAAAAAAGCAAAGUCUUCGGAUUCCAGUUCCAGUUCUUCGAGCUCAGAUAGUUCGGAUACUGAUCGUAGUAAGAGUAUCAGAGUGGCGAUGCGCAAUAUGAAUGAGAAAUGGAGCGCGUUAGAGAGGAUAGUCGAGGAGCACAAAAAGAAGGAAUUAGGCGAAAAGGAGGAAAAGGAAAAGGUUCCUGAUACGUCGGAUGAUCAGCUGAUCAACCAGUGGAUGGCAGUGGCUGAGCCUCCAGCUAAGGAAAAACUGUUAUUGAUGUCUUUAAAAGAUAGAAUGCGCGAAAAGAAAGAACAAGAACAGAUGCGAAUCACAGAGCGAGAGAAAUCACGACGACAGCAAGAGCAAGACGAACUCGAGCGUUCAGAACGGAAAAAAAGAGACGACAGACGUGCCCUAGUCGAAGCCGAGAUACUGAAAAAACAAAGAGAGCAGGAAGAGAUCCAGAAGAUGAAGGACAUUCACCUUAGGUUUAAAGCAAACAAUUACCGCAAGAGAAAAUCUCAAUCGCCCAGCGAAGAUGUUGAGAGUUACGAAAGGAAGGAGAGAAUUUCCCACAAAAGUCGAAGUAGAAGCAGGGAGCCAGAAAUCGAAGAAAGUAAACACGACAGAAACGAUGAAAGAAAACCUCCUGGACCGCCGAGUUACAAAAAGUUGCCCUUUAUAGGACGCAUGCCUUUGUUCAAGAAGAAACAGUCUCAUGAAGAAAAAGAGGAGCCGAAAGAAAUUAAGAAACGAUCCUACGAACCGCAAAGAAAAACCCGCUUCGAACCCGGCAACCUUCCAAAAGCUUACAUCCCCAAACCCGAAGUCGUCUGUUUUCCGAAAUUAUCUUCUAUCCCUCCCUUGACGCUUCCCCCUCCACCUCCGACCGUGGAAGAGUACGUCGUCAUACCAAAACCGCCGAAAAUCAGUGCGGUGGCCAAAAAGCCGAAACCUAAAAAGCCGCCAUCUCCACCAAAAAUCGUGGAACACUUCAGUGACGACGACGGUCUGUACGAAACAGCAAUGCCACAUUCAAAUAUGGUGAACCAAUUCUAUGGCAAUUAUGGAAACAACCGAUACGAGCACGACAUGUACUCGUACCCCGAGGAACAAGUACCACAUUCACACUCCAUGCCUUUGCAACCCCCACCCCUACCGCCCGAUGACGAUUUGGCUUUGUUGGGAAUAUGCGCAGACGAUAUGGCUGCGCAAUCAUUUUAACUAGGUUUUUUUAUUUAAAGUAUUGUGAAAAAUUAGCAUAAAAUACAGUGUUAAGUC
Diabrotica virgifera virgifera (western corn rootworm) is the source of this 2762-nucleotide messenger RNA. Its product is annotated as zinc finger matrin-type protein CG9776. The transcript is spliced from 11 exons. Gene Ontology annotation, biological process: negative regulation of DNA-templated transcription; positive regulation of DNA-templated transcription. The record is from RefSeq and is a predicted model, not a curated record. The coding region runs from base 291 to 2705 and encodes 804 amino acids. Gene Ontology annotation, cellular component: nucleoplasm. NCBI's taxonomy places the organism in Eukaryota, Metazoa, Arthropoda, Insecta, Coleoptera, Chrysomelidae.